AUGGGCUGUUGCGCUUGUAAAUUGUACACAGAUGAGAAAGGUAAAAUAGUAAACUUAAAAUAAGCUAUAAUGAAUCCAUAAAAUGAAGGUGACUAAGUUUAGGAAGGACUGGAAUUUGAGAAUUAAUAGCUUAAUGCUAAUUCUAAAAUAAUAAUUCAAGACAAAGAAACUAGCUUUAUAAAAUCAAAUUCCUUAUCAAAAGAGUAGGGAUAUUCAAAGGAUCUCGAACAAUAGUAAGUUUAAACUAAACACAAGGAAGGAGAUACAGUAGAAUUUAUAAAGAAAACUAUUAGCGGAACUAUGAAAUUGACUCCUGAGAUGUUGGUGAGAAAGCAAUGCAUAACAGAAAAGUUUUUAGCUCAUUACGAAAUAGUGAAGAAAUUAGGGUAAGGAGGAUUUGGAGAGGUUUAUUUGGUGAAGCAUUUGUCUACAGAACAUUUGAGGGCUGCAAAAGUAGUUCUGAGGAAAACGGUAAAUUGUGAAGAGAAAUUGUUAGAAGAGACAGAAAUCUUGAGGACUUUGGAUCAUCCAAAUAUAGUUAAGGUUUUGGAGAUAUUUGCAGAUUUUAAAUAUUAUUAUAUAGUAACUGAAUAUUGUUAGGGAGGGGAGUUGUUGGAGAGAAUAAAGACAAUAACAAAUUACAACGAGAAUUUGGCAGCCAAAUAUAUGAAAUAAGUGUUUUCAGCCAUUUAGUAUUGUCAUUAGAAAAAUAUUGUGCAUCGAGAUUUAAAAGUACCUAAUUAAAACUAUUUAGCCUGAAAAUAUAUUGUUUGAUUCAAGAGAUCCAGACGCCAAUUUAAAGGUGAUAGAUUUCGGAGCAAGUGAGAAGAUGAUUGACUCUUCCUUUCUGACUAAAAAGAUUGGGACUCCCUAUUAUGUAGCACCUGAAGUGUUGUCAGAUUAAGGGUACGAUGAGAAAGUAGACGUCUGGUCUUGUGGAGUCAUCUUGUAUAUUUUGUUGAUUGGAAGACCUCCAUUUAAGGGAAGCAGUGACAUAGAGACUUUGAGAUUGGCAAGAUAGGGAAAAUUGAAUACGAAUAGUGAGAGAUGGUUGAGAACUAAUGAAAAUGCUAAGGAUUUGAUUAUGAAAAUGAUUGUAGUUGAUCCAAAGAAUAGGAUAAGUAUGCAGGAGGCUUUUAAUCAUCCUUGGAUUUAGAAUAUUUAAUAGAAUGAGAUUGAAGAUAUAAAUUUAAUAAAGAAUUUAAGUCAAUUUUCAGCUUAGAAUAAGUUGAGGGCUGCAAUCCUUUAGUUUAUUUCUGUUCAAUUAGUAAAUAAGGAGGAGAGUUAAAAGCUAUUUUAAACAUUUAAGACAUUAGAUUUGAAUGGGGAUGGAGUUUUAACAAAGGAUGAAUUGAUGAAGGGGAUGUUAAGUGCGGAUAUUGAUCAUCUAAAAGCUGAGAUUAUGGCAAAUGGAUUAAUAUAAGAAUUGGAUGUUAAUGAAUCUGGAAAAGUCGAUUUUACAGAAUUCAUUUCUGCUGCAUUAGUUUAACAAUAAAAGAUUACAAUUAAUAAUAUCAAAUUAGCAUUCAGAAUGUUUGAUUUAGAUGGAAAUGGAGUGAUCAGUAAAUCUGAAUUGGAGAGUAUUUUUGGGGGGAUUGAAAUAGACAAUUAGGCUUGGGAGGAUAUUUUGUAAAAAUGUGAUUUCAACAAAGAUGGAGUACUAGAAGAAGAGGAGUUUAUUAAUCUGUUGGAGAAUAUUUAAUUAUGA
Messenger RNA from Paramecium octaurelia, 1708 nucleotides. NCBI's taxonomy places the organism in Eukaryota, Ciliophora, Oligohymenophorea, Peniculida, Parameciidae. The record is from the annotation of a GenBank genome assembly.